AUAAGCGCCUCAACUCCUAAAGUCAGUGUCAGGUGACUCGCUCCACGGCAGACCAAGGUUAAGAGCUCUCUCUGCACAACAUACUGGGAAUAAACAAUGCGCUUUGGGUCGCUUUUGUUCAACUCAUGGUAACAACAAUUUAAACCGUUUAAAGCCACGUGAACUCCGCGCUUAGCCCCACAGACGAGGACCCAGGGACGCACCAGAGUUUGGGACUUUUGGACGCGUUGCGUUUCUUUCUGUUUCAUUACGCUCGGGGAUGAUUUAAGUUUCCCAAGGAGAGCACAAGGGAUGUGAGUCUGGAGAACACUUCUUGGCGUUAAAGGAGUGGUCAUCGCGUUAAAAGAGAAUAAAGGGAAAGCGUUGAGUCAUUUUGGGUGAUCCGAUAAAAUGCAGCAUCCCUUGGAUAUGGGAGCGCAUUAUUACCCGCCCGAAGCACACCCCGACCACCGGUCACACCGCUACAGGAGUUUCAUGAUCGAGGAGAUCCUGACCGACCACCCGGAGCGCAAGGUGUCCACCCCGGCCGGGGAGCUGCUCAAGUUCGGCGUCCAGGCGCUGUUGUCGGCGCGGCCGUUCCACAGCCACCUGGUGUUAAAGGCCGAGCAGGCGAGCCUCCUUAAGUUCCCCAUGUCCCCGCUCUCUUGCUCGCUCGGGCCCAUGGGCUCGCCGCUACUCUCCGGGCCUCCGGGCAUGCAGCUCGGCUCUGCGUCGCACCACCUGCCGCUAGACCUCCACCUCCGCAGCAAGCUGGAGCACCACGGCUCCGACGGCAGCAAGACCAAGAAGGGCCGGCGCAGUCGGACGGUGUUCACGGAGCUCCAGCUGAUGGGGUUGGAGAAGAGAUUCGAGAAGCAGAAGUACCUCUCCACGCCUGAUAGAAUAGACCUUGCCGAGUCGCUGGGCCUCAGUCAGCUACAGGUGAAGACGUGGUACCAGAACAGAAGAAUGAAAUGGAAGAAAAUAGUUCUCCAAGGAGGGGGACUAGAGUCGCCCACCAAGCCCAAGGGCCGUCCCAAGAAGAACUCCAUCCCGUCCAGCGAGCAGCUCUCGGAGCAGGAGCGAUCGCGGGAGCUGGACCGUCAGUCCGAAGCCUCCAGCUCCCACCUGGACAUCGACGCGGAGGACGAAUGAUAUCGGAAGGCACUAAAUUGUUGACCCUCUCCUUCUUUGAGACAUGUGGACUCAAUGCGAAUGGAUCGUCACACCAGACAAUGGACUGCAUAUGGGACCACUUUUGGUCCGAUCUAAAAAGCCGUGAGGCAACACAUGUCCUACACGCCUGUCUGAACUCAUCAAAGGUGCUUGCGGAUGAUGAUGGUCUUAUGGGCCGAGGAACAUUCCCCUAAUGCCGGACUUCUUCUGUAACCUAUAUUGGCGCAAAUGGACAUGGCCAUCCAAAGGCUGAAGCAGAGUGUAUCCUGCUGUAAAGUGGGACUUCCAUCCAGAGAAGAUGACAGUAGGACGCGCUCUCAUGCGGAGGAAGGGAACACGCACUUGUUGCAUUUGCGAUGAACAUUGCGAUAAAGGAUCCGAUCCACUCCUACUUAUCCGUUUUGCAUUCCUGUUUGUGUAACUUGUAUGUUUUAAUUAUUAAAUAUAUUUUCCUAAA
This is a messenger RNA of Gadus morhua (Atlantic cod), 1612 nucleotides long. RefSeq names its product BARX homeobox 1 (gene barx1). NCBI's taxonomy places the organism in Eukaryota, Metazoa, Chordata, Actinopteri, Gadiformes, Gadidae. The transcript has 4 exons. Bases 391 to 1134 code for a protein of 247 amino acids. The record is from RefSeq and is a predicted model, not a curated record. Gene Ontology annotation, biological process: regulation of DNA-templated transcription. Gene Ontology annotation, molecular function: DNA-binding transcription factor activity, RNA polymerase II-specific; DNA binding.